AUGUAUUCAUGUGUUGGUACAGGAAAAUCUAAUAUUAUGAUAGUACAUGGAGGCAUAUCUACCCGAAUUGAUUUACAGCAAAUAAAUUCUCUUGAAAGAAAUCGAUAUCUAUUAUGGAGUGAUCCAGAUCCUGAAAAUUGUUCCGGUUGUCGAAAUAAUGAUAAUAGAUGUAUCGGUUGUUUUUUUGGUUCAGAUGUAACAGAAGAAUUUCUUAGUGAAAAUAAUUUUUCAAUGAUUAUACGUUCACAUCAAGUCAAAGAAAGAGGUUAUGAUUUUGAUCAUAAUGGAAAUGUUUUAACUAUUUUCAGUGCAUCAAAUUAUUGUGAUGGAUCCAAUUAUGGUGCUUUUGCACGAUGGGAUUAUAUGGCCGAGGGACCAGAAAUGACUUCAUUUACAUUACAAGAUAUAAAUCCAAAUGAACAAUUAAGUUUUAAUAAAAAAGUAACAUUAUUUGAAGAUCCAGUUUAUCAAACAUUAAUGAAGAAAAUUGUAGCAAAGAAAAGUUUACUUAAAAAAGAAUUUGAAAAAGCAGAUAAAAAUCAAACUGAAUAUUUAUCACCAACUGUUUGGUCUGAUAUCAUGAAAAAUAUUCUUCAAAUUGAUUUACCUUGGCUUACUCUACGUUCAAAAUUUGUAAGAGAAGAUGCACAAGGAGUUCUAUAUAAUACUACAAUUGAAGAUUAUGCAUUACAUAAUACAAAAUUUCAAAAAACUCAUACAGGUAUUAUGGAAGAUCUCUAUAUGUGGAAAGAUACACUUAUGACAUUAUUUAAUUUAAUUGAUUCUGAUCAUUCGGGUUUUAUAAGUCGUGAUGAAUUUUGUGAUGUUCUUAAACUAAUAUUUUACGGUGAAAAUGGUAACAAUGAUGUUAGUCAAACAUAUAUUGAAGAAGUCAUUUCUGCAAUGGAUUUUGAUAAAGAUGGAAAAAUUGAUGUUAAUGAAUUUCUUGAGAGUUUUCGUAUUGUUAAUAUCAAGAAACCAGAAAAUUUACAUGAUAAAUGGAAAAGAAAAUCAAAUAGGUGGUAAACAUGUGUUAACUAAUAUAGCUUGACAGCAAAUGGAACUAUAUUGAAGAAUAAAUAACUAUUAGUUUUUCUUUUUUGAUGAAAUGUACGACAAAAUAAUUGUACGUAUAAAUAUUCAUAGUUCAAACUUAUUAAACAUGAACAUAACAAUCUUCGUUUUUUCUGACUUUAAUAUAUAUAAAGAAGGGCGUGGGUAUAG
This is a messenger RNA of Rotaria sp. Silwood1, 1224 nucleotides long. The record is from the annotation of a GenBank genome assembly. Lineage: Eukaryota; Metazoa; Rotifera; Eurotatoria; Philodinida; Philodinidae.